Messenger RNA from Scatophagus argus, 2553 nucleotides. RefSeq names its product tricarboxylate transport protein B, mitochondrial. The transcript is spliced from 9 exons. Gene Ontology annotation, biological process: mitochondrial citrate transmembrane transport. Lineage: Eukaryota; Metazoa; Chordata; Actinopteri; Scatophagidae. The record is from RefSeq and is a predicted model, not a curated record. Bases 23 to 976 code for a protein of 317 amino acids.
AGAAAAACCAAAACGUGUAAGUAUGCAGGAUAAAGGCACAUUUGUCAGUUCUUUUCCCAGACCUCGAUGUCUGGCUGCAGCGGCGCCGGCGGGGAAAGCGAAAUUAACUCACCCGGGAAAGGCUAUUCUGGCUGGUGGAAUUGCAGGUGGCAUAGAGAUCUGCAUCACCUUCCCCACAGAAUAUGUCAAAACCCAGUUACAACUGGAUGAGAAGGCCAAUCCACCCAAAUACAGAGGAAUAGGUGACUGUGUGAAACAGACGGUACAGGGUCAUGGUGUUAAAGGACUGUACAGAGGUCUCAGCUCACUGCUGUAUGGAUCCAUCCCCAAAUCUGCUGUCAGGUUUGGGGUGUUUGAAUUCCUUAGCAACCGGGCAAAGGAUGAGUCUGGUCGACUGGAUAGCACCAGAGGCCUGCUAUGCGGGCUUGGAGCCGGGGUGAUGGAGGCUGUUUUAGUGGUCUGUCCUAUGGAAACCAUCAAGGUUAAAUUCAUUCAUGACCAGACUUCAGCCAACCCCAAAUACAAGGGCUUCUACCACGGAGUCAAAGAGAUCAUCAGGGCUCAAGGAUUAAGAGGGACAUACCAGGGUCUCACUGCCACGGUCCUUAAACAGGGCUCCAACCAAGCUAUUCGAUUCUUUGUGAUGACCUCGCUCAAGAACUGGUACAAAGGUGAUAACCCAAAUAAAGCCAUCAAUCCCUUGGUGACUGGAGCCUUUGGAGCCAUAGCAGGAGCUGCCAGUGUCUUUGGAAACACCCCACUAGAUGUCAUCAAGACAAGGAUGCAAGGUCUGGAAGCGCAUAAAUAUAAAAACACAGUGGACUGUGCUUUAAAGAUCCUGAGAUAUGAGGGCUUGGCAGCUUUCUACAAAGGGACAGUUCCUCGGCUGGGUCGUGUGUGCCUGGAUGUGGCCAUAGUUUUCAUCAUCUAUGAGGAAGUGGUGAAGGUCCUGAAUAUGGUUUGGAAGACUGAAUGAGCUGUUGGACGCACAGAGAGGGCAGUGGCGUCCUGCUUCCCAGGCAUCAGACACAGAUCUGAGUUCUGCACACCUCCUCUGUAUCCUAAAACCAGCCCUGGGGGGGUGGGGGGUUGAGAAAGAGAAAUGAACUUAGAUCAGUGUCAUAUGCUAACCAGGAAGUUAAAGGGGUACAGGAGGGGUGCAGAGAACAAAGAGGCUCAGUGUCGCCCACAUCUGGACAGCCGGAGUGUGUGCAGACUGUGCUGCUCAGCACGAAGGGUUAAUUUCACCAAGUUGGAUUAUAAAGUCAGCCAAAUGAUUAUGAAAAAAAAGGUGUUUCAACCCAGAGAUGCAUCAUCAGUUUCUAAAUGUGAACCAAAAAAAAAAAUAUUAAGGUAAUAAAAAACAACAACUAUUGCUUAUAAACAACAUAUUUGCAUGCAUUUCAGCCUUUUUUCGUGUCAUCUGGUUCACUUUUUAUGUAAACCUACUUUGUAAAAUACCCUUCUUCAUUGAUGGACAUCAUUUCUGGUUAGCCACAGCUGUUUUACUGAUGUUUACUGUCAGUAUGCUGGUUUCAUACUGGGUUUUCUUUCGUUAGCGUUGCUCUCUGUCUCCUCUUGUGCCUAAUAUGGUUUUAAAUCCAGAGGAGCCAGACUGCAGCUGGUUGCAGUUAUAGUAACUUAAACUGCCAUAACUUCCAUGAGUAGGCCUUUAAUAGAAUGAUUUUACAUUCGUAAUAUGCCAGUUAGUUUUAUACAGUCUAGAUUCUAAUUUACUUCAUUACCAGCAUUAUAUUUUUUCUGUGAAGUGAGAUAUAUUUUAUUCCUGUGCCAAAUACCAAACCUGUUAUACUAUGAAAAUGUGUUCAGAGUAAGAACAUUCAAAAGUAGCCUGAUGAUCUUUGCAAGAGAACAGCAGAUAUUGUGACUUUUAUUGUGAUUUUACAAAUGUAUUUAUUGAAAGUUGAAUGUUGAAAUAUGUUGAGAGGCUAUAUUCUGUUAGCUUGUAACUUGUGAUUUGGUCUGAGUAUAAAGGUGUUAAAAGAUGUUAAUAUUUAAUUGCUGUAUUUCACUGUGAGUCUAAAUGACGUUACUACUCUGAGUCAUACUGACAAAAGUAACCAAACCUCUUCUCACCGUUCAGUGGAAGCACUACUGAUCAUUGUUAUCAACAUUUGUCUUCUGUUUACAUUAGAGGCAGUUUCUGCUUCCCACACAAAAAGGUUCCCAGCAUGGGGGUCGGGGCCCCUCCAGUGGGUCACAAGAUAAAUCUAAGUUGUCGAGAUAAUUAAUUCUAAAGGCAAUAUGAAAAAUGUUCUUUCGCAUUUUUCUGUUCAUUUUUUCGAGAAAUAACUCUGGGGUUGAGACAUUAACGAGGGGUGACGAGGGGUCACAAUUAGACAUUGCUUCAUUUACUGUGAAAGAAUCAUCCACCAGAGAUGUUGGGAGUCACGAUCUGCUCGAGUCCAUUUCCUCACCGCUUUCAUUCAGGGUUUGGUUUUACUUCUCACUCAUGUGCCUUUUAACAGUUUGUUUGCUGAAACUUGAGAAGUAUCCUCAUUUAUUAUCGACCUAUUAAACUCUUUAAUCAUC